Messenger RNA from Erythranthe guttata (spotted monkey flower), 869 nucleotides. NCBI's taxonomy places the organism in Eukaryota, Viridiplantae, Streptophyta, Magnoliopsida, Lamiales, Phrymaceae. The record is from RefSeq and is a predicted model, not a curated record.
UGAACAUAGUCGAUUAAACACACGUAGUCGAUUAAGGGCCCUGCCUGCGCGAAUUUUUUUUUCUACGCCGUCUUCCGCCACAAUCGACCAAAAAACCCUAGAUCUGCUCUUCAUCGUCACCAUGUCGUCGCCACACCACACCAUCACCACCCCACUUCCAUAUGUGCAAUGAACUCAACUGAAAAUAUAAAUGCAAUAAUUACAGUACAUGGCACCUUCUCUAGACGCGUGUCAGGACAUAGUUGUGGUUGAGGUCCCGAAGUUAGGGAAAGAAGCUGCACAGAAGGCCAUAAAAAAAUGGCGUCAACCCAAGUCAAAGAUCACCCACCUCGUUUUCUGCACCACCAGCGGCGUCGAUAUGCCCAAGCUCCUCGGCCUCCGCCCCUCCGUCAAAGGUUUCAUGAUGUACCAGCAGGGCUGCUUCGCCGGAGGAACCGUCCUCCGCAUGGCUAAAGAUCUCGCCGAGAACAACGCCGGCGCUAGGGAUUUGGUCGUCUGCGCUGAAAUCACCAACAUCAUGUUCUGGGGACCCAACGGCAGCCCCCUCGACAGCCUCAUCGAGCGGCUUUUGUUCGGCGACGGGGCCGCCGCCUUCAUCGUGGGCUCCGACCCGGUGGUCGGAGUUGAACGGCCGCUGUUCCAGCUCGUCUCGGCGGCGGUAGCGGUGGACGGUGGGGGAGAGGUAGAGGCGGUGGUGAAAGGCAGGUGAAUUUGGGAAAAGAGAAAUUAGGGUUUCAAAAUAGUAUAUUAACAAUUAAGGGUAGAUUUGGAAUUAUAAAAAUAAUAUUUGGUGGAAUACUAACUAAGGGGGUUAUCUCAAAUUAUUUUUGGAAGGGGGGGUUUUCUUUACUACAUUUACUAGAUGAGGG